UUACACUUCUUUUUCUUUUGUAUGUCAAGACGCCUGCUCUCGCUCUUCAGGCACAAACUCGAACUACGCCGACUGAAUCUCAUUUCCUUUCAUACUUCUCCACUCCUGGGCCUUAAAGGCCUCCCAGAACGCGUCGACACGUGGACAAUCCGACGUCUCAGCUCACAUACACAAAUUCACCCGAAUUCCUCAACUUCAACUGUGCCACCGAUCACAAUCAUGGCGUCAGACUCCUCAGAUGACGAUAUGCCCUUGGCUAAGAGCAACGGCCGUGUCUCCGAAGCCCACAUCUCCAAAGCGACGGACAAGAAGAUGGAUCAGGCUGGCAGCUCAAAGUCAAAUCUUCCUGCCGGCAUCAGUAUCCGCAAUGGCCCAGUCAUUGAUGACGAGAUGGAUGUUGACGCGCCAACUACGAAUGGUCACGCAAAGCGCAAAUCUCGCACGAGUACCUCCAAAGCUGUCAAGUACCACGACGAUACCGAUGAAAGUGAUGACGAACCUUUGGCGAAACGACAACGAACCACGCAGAAGCCCGCAGACUCUGAUUCCGAUGAUGAACCCCUUGCCACGAAGAAGAAGCCUGGAAAAUUACCCCCUAAAGCCAGCGAAACUGCGAUUGGUGACUCCUCAGAUGACGAUGAUGAGCCUUUGACCGCGAAGCUUGCCAAGACAAAGGCAUCUAUCGAGAAAAAGGCUGAGAAAGAAGCUAAAGCCAUCCGCGCCAAGGAGAGCAAAGCCAAAAAAGCAGCCCCCAAGAAAGCCAAGAAAGAAGACUCCGACAGCGAGGAAGAAGUCAAGCCUAAGGCCAAGCGAAAAUCGAACGGUACCGCUACAAAGAGAGCCAACGGCGUCAAGAAGGAGGAAUCUGACUCUGAUGCUCCAUUGGCUAAGAAGGCCACAGCUAAGAAGGCGAACGGAAAGGUCAAAGCCGAGCCUGCUGGAACUCCAACCAAGAAAGGCAAAGGCAAGAAAGAGGAUAGUGUUGAAGAGGAGGAUGAAGUUUAUCGUUGGUGGGACGCGCCGAAGAAGGAAGACGACAGUGUCAAAUGGGACACCCUUCAACAUAACGGAGUCGUUUUCCCUCCAGAGUAUGAGCCACUGCCAAAGAAUGUCAAGCUGCUCUAUGAUGGAGUUCCGUUGACACUGUCCAUCGAGGCCGAGGAGAUAGCUGGUUUCUUUGGUGCUAUGUUGAGUUCUACGCUCAAUGUUGAGAACCUUACGUUCCAGAAGAACUUCUUUGAAGAUUUCACGGCAGAGGUGAAGAAGACUGGUGGAGCCCGAGAUCCUGACGGAAACAAGGUUGCCAUCAAGGAAUUUAGUAAGCUCGACUUCAAGCCAAUCUUCGCCUACUAUGAUGGCAAAGUCCAAGAGCGCAAAGCACGAUCGUCCGCCGAGAAGAAGGCAGAUAAGGCUGCCAAGGACGCCAUCGAAGCACCAUAUACUACUUGUAUUUGGGAUGGUCGUAAGGAGCAAGUCGGUAACUUCCGAGUCGAACCUCCCGGACUCUUCCGAGGCCGUGGUGCACAUCCAAAGACAGGAAAAGUCAAACGAAGAGUUACCCCCGAGCAAAUCACAAUCAAUAUUGGUAAGGACGCUACAGUUCCAGCUGCCCCGGAAGGUCACAAAUGGAAGGCGAUCCAGCACGACAACAAGGCUACUUGGCUUGCAAUGUGGCAGGAGAACAUCAAUGGUGCCUACAAGUAUGUAAUGCUUGCAGCCAAGAGCAGCAUCAAGGGUCAGAGUGACUUCAAGAAGUUCGAGAAGGCCAGGGAACUGAAGAAACACAUUGACCGUAUCCGAAAGGAUUAUACGAGAGAUCUCCGUGCCGAGCUCAUGGCCGAUCGUCAGCGAGCAACAGCUGUAUACUUGAUUGACAAAUUCGCUUUGCGUGCCGGGAACGAGAAGGACGCCGAAAACGAAGCAGAAACCGUGGGUUGUUGUUCUCUCAAGUUCGAGCAUGUUACUCUGAAACCCCCGAAUACGGUUAUUUUCGACUUCCUUGGAAAAGACAGCAUCAGAUUCUACGACGAGGUUGUUGUUGAUGAGCAGGUCUUCAAGAACUUGAAAAUCUUCAAGAAGGCCCCCAAGAAGGAGGGUGACGAUAUCUUCGAUCGUCUUAAUACUACCCAACUCAAUAAGCAUCUAACCAAUUACAUGCCUGGUCUUAGUGCCAAGGUUUUCCGUACCUACAAUGCUUCCUUCACGAUGUCGACCCUUCUCAAGGAAUUGCAGAACACCAAUAUUUCUUUGCAAGAGAAGGUGAAACUUUACAAUGACUGCAAUAGAAAGGUUGCCAUUCUCUGUAAUCACAAGCGUACUGUUGGUGCCAGUCACGAAGCUGCUAUGGAGAAGAUGACCGACCGAAUCAAGGGUCUUCAGUACCAACAAUGGCGCAUCAAGCAAAUGAUCCUCGACAUUGAGCCUAAGCAGAAGAAGAAGAAGGGCGCCAAUUGGUUCGAAUUGGACGACGAUCUUGACGAAGCUUGGAUUCUCGAGCAUCAAGCUUUCCUUGUGAAGCAGGAGCGCGAGAAGAUUGAGAAGAAAUUCGCCAAGGAAAACGAAAAGCUCGUUACUGAAGGACAAAAGGAGAUGAAAACAAAGGAGCUUACCGAAAGACUUGGAGUUGCAGACGAUUUGGAGAAGAAAUUCAAGAAGGAGAACAAGACCAAGAAGAUUGAAGCAGAUGGUAAAGGCCCAACAGUUGAAAAGUUGGAGGCCAAUAUCAAGAAGCUUGACGAGCGCAUCGCCACCAUGAGACUCCAGGCCGAAGACCGAGAGGGCAACAAGGAGGUUGCGCUCGGUACGAGUAAGAUCAACUACAUCGAUCCUCGUCUCACGGUCGUCUUUGCCAAGAAAUUCAAUGUCCCCAUCGAGAAAUUUUUCUCCAAGACGCUCCGAGACAAGUUCACCUGGGCCAUUGAAUCAAUUGAAGAUGAGGAUGACUGGGAAUUCUGAGCAAUCGUCGAUUUAGUUCUUCGUUUCUAGUGCCGCUAUACACCACCGUCACUGGGAAGAGGAUUCACACGAUCAUCGGUGUUAUAUCAUUCUUUCAACUUUGACUUUGCAUGCAUUUACACGGAGGAGCGUGGAGGCCAAAAUCGCAUCAUUUAGCGUUCAGGAUGGUUUCACUUGGGGUCCGACUUAUGGGGAUUGACAGGAUAGGAUCUCCCAGAACUGAACCUUCAUGACACUUCCUCUGAAGACUUGGUUGCUGCUGCUUAUCCAUAUUGCCAGUUCUUGAGGAAGUGCCACAAAGCUCUCUCUCCUGGCAUCUCGCUGCUUUCUAGAGCGAACCCAGGAUAGUACAUUUGACACGAAUAGAUGCACAUAGCUAGUGAGCAAAAUAGAAAUCAAUAAACAUGCGU
This is a messenger RNA of Mollisia scopiformis, 3365 nucleotides long. Its product is annotated as putative DNA topoisomerase 1. Gene Ontology annotation, biological process: chromosome segregation; DNA replication; DNA topological change. Gene Ontology annotation, cellular component: chromosome; nucleolus. The coding region runs from base 220 to 2955 and encodes 911 amino acids. Lineage: Eukaryota; Fungi; Ascomycota; Leotiomycetes; Helotiales; Mollisiaceae. Gene Ontology annotation, molecular function: DNA topoisomerase type I (single strand cut, ATP-independent) activity; DNA binding. The transcript has 5 exons. The record is from RefSeq and is a predicted model, not a curated record.